Dromaius novaehollandiae (emu) is the source of this 1285-nucleotide messenger RNA. RefSeq names its product apelin receptor (gene APLNR). The transcript has a single exon. Bases 89 to 1180 code for a protein of 363 amino acids. Lineage: Eukaryota; Metazoa; Chordata; Aves; Casuariiformes; Dromaiidae. Gene Ontology annotation, molecular function: C-C chemokine binding; C-C chemokine receptor activity. Gene Ontology annotation, biological process: cell chemotaxis; neurogenesis; positive regulation of cytosolic calcium ion concentration. Gene Ontology annotation, cellular component: external side of plasma membrane; membrane. The record is from RefSeq and is a predicted model, not a curated record.
GCCGGGCUCAGAGGAGCCGGCGGCGGCGGCGGGGCGGGAGGCGGGCGAGCGAGAGCGGGCGCCGGGGAUGAGCUGAGCGGCCGGCGGCAUGGAGGAGGUGACGGACGCCUACGCCUACGGCGACAACCAGAGCGAGUGCGAGUACGCCGAGUGGGGCCCCUCGCCGGCGCUGCUGCCCGCCAUCUACGUGCUGGUCUUCCUGCUGGGCACGGCGGGCAACGGCCUGGUCCUCUGGACCGUCUUCAAGGGGGGCCGCGAGCGGCGCCGCUCGGCCGACACCUUCAUCGCCAACCUGGCCGCCGCCGACCUGGCCUUCGUGGCCACGCUGCCGCUGUGGGCCGCCUACGCCUGCCUGGGCUACCACUGGCCCUUCGGCACGGCCGCCUGCAAGGUCAGCAGCUACCUGGUCUUCGUCAACAUGUACGCCAGCGUCUUCUGCCUCACGGGGCUCAGCUUCGACCGCUACCUGGCCAUCGUGCGGCCCCUGGCCACGGCCAAGCUGCGCUCGCGGGUGAGCGGGCUGGUGGCCACGGCGGCCCUGUGGGCGCUGGCCGCCCUGCUGGCCCUGCCGGCCAUGGUGCUGCGGCGGGCGGCCGCGCUGGCCGGCGACGGCAAGGUCACCUGCUACAUGGACUACGCCGGGGUGGCGGCGCCGGGCGCCGAGGCCGCCUGGGAGGUGGGGCUGGGGCUGUCGUCCACGGCGCUGGGCUUCGCGGCGCCCUUCGCCGUCAUGCUCACCUGCUACUUCUUCAUCGCCCGCACCGUGGCCAGCCACUUCGGGCCCGAGCGGGGCGAGGGGGGGCCGCGCGAGCGCCGCCGCCUCCUCACCAUCAUCGUGGUGCUGGUGGCCACCUUCGGCGCCUGCUGGCUGCCCUUCCACCUGGUCAAGACGGUCUACGGCCUCAUGGACCUGGAGGUGCUGCCCUGGGCGUGCGGCCUGCACGCCUUCCUGCACAACCUGCACCCCUACUGCACCUGCGUGGCCUACGCCAACAGCUGCCUCAACCCCUUCCUCUACGCCUUCCUGGACCCCCGCUUCCGCCGGGCCUGCGGCGCCCUGCUCUGCUGCCGCCGGCCCGGCCCCGCCGCCGACCGCUCCGCCAGCGGCUCCUCGGGCGGCAAGGCGCCGGCGGAGGCCAAGCCCGAGCCCGCCACGCAGGAGACGCUCUUCCGCGGCUGAGCGGCCCCCGCGGCCAGCCCCCCUCCCCGCCGCGCCGGGGGGGGUUCGGGGUUCGGGGGUGGCGCGGCUUUGCUGGCAAAUAAACGGAGGUUUUGGUUACGGAAA